AUGCAUGAUUUUAUCAUCAAAUUACGACAAGCGUUAAAAACUUCCCAAAAAGAACAUUUAUUUUCAAGAGACUGUUGGAAAUUGAUUGACCACGCGAUUUUGCUAACCUCUCAGGUCACCAUCUUAACCGUAAAUUUUUUAACCUAUCAUAUAUUCGGUCCACGGAAACCCUCAUGGCCAAUUCAAUUGACCUUGAUGUGCGCCGCAAUGAGAGCCCUUACCGAGCACACACAUCUCGCCGACGUGGACAAACUACGGAAAUUCGUGAAUGUCCUCUUUUCCCUGGUCCCAUCUGACAUCAUAAUAACACCCGUUUCAUUUAGAGUUUCAAAUAGAUCCCUACCGGGCAUACUUAAAGAGCUAGAAGAUCUAGAAUCUGGCGACGGGGAGAUUAGCGGAGAAUGGAUUGUACCCAAAGAUUUGUGGAUAAAGAUUAACGAUGAAUAUCGUCUGAAAGCCUCUAUCCACCGUCACCUUUAUACUGAUCAAGACGGUACAAAGUGGUCUAAAGAAAAAGUAAUUUUGUAUAUACACGGUGGUGCUUACUAUCUCAUGUCAGCGAAGACGCACCGAGAUUUGAAUUAUCGACUGUCCAAGACCACGGAAAGAAGGGUUUUUGCAAUAAAUUACCGACUGGCACCAGAGGGUCCGUUUCCAUGCGGACUCCAUGAUACAGUGCAUUCAUUCCUAUACUUGACCGAUCCAAACGGUUUGGCUAUUCAACCUCAUAAUGUUGUCGUGGCCGGAGACUGUGCUGGCGGUGGACUAGUUUUAGCAAUGCUCUAUUACCUUCGUGAUAAUGGAAUGCCCUUACCAGGAGGUGUCGUGUUAUUUUCCCCAUGGGUCGACUUGACUAUGUCAUGCGCGAGUUGGGACCAGAAUCAAUCCUACGAUUUCUUGUUCAAUCUGAAAGAGAAUGACAAAAUACAUCCUGUAAAACUCUAUCUGAAUCCCUACGAAGAGCGAUCGAAUUUGGUCAACCAUCCCUACGUGUCCCCUUUAUUUGGUGAUUUGCAUGAUCUACCUCCGAUAUUGAUUCAAUGUGGUGAUUCGGAAGUGUUAAGAGAUGAAAUUUAUUUGCUGGCUCACAAAGCUUCCCAAACUGGAACUACAUUUGUUCAGCACGAGGUUUACGGAGAUAUGGUUCACGUAUUUCAACUGUUCAAUUACUUGGAAUCAUCCGUGAAAGCCAUGGAUUCCGUCGGAUCCUUUGUCCGCAUGGUCAUACCGAUCCACCAACGAAGUACACUAUUCACGCAUACAAAUAAAAGGUAUACACCAUCCGAACUAAAAUUGUCAUCACCAUCUGAAUCGUUAAUGCCCACGGGUCCGCACAAGUGGUCGUUCGCGAACCAAAUACCAGUGAGAUGCGACAAAUCAACUUGCACCAAAGAAGAUCAAAUAAUAUUUGAUAAAGCACCUUUGUUGAUGUAUAAUUCACACUUCACCUCGGUUCCUCUGAAAACAUCCGUUGACGUGUGGCCAUCUCAACAACCUGAGUACUUUUCCCCCCAGAAUCCGUCGACUCCACCAUCUCAAUUUGCUCAUACUCACAUUCAACACAAUUAUCAAUCCACGAGAUCUCAACCAACAAUAAAUCCCCUAAGAAGCUCAGCCUACCCUGACUUAAAACAAUUAUAUUUCGACUAUAAUGAUCACCCUGCUAUUAAAACAAAUUUUGUCGCAGCAAAUGCCACGAACAGCGAAAUUAUAAACAAUGAAAGCGGGAUUUCGAGUUUUUGUUGCAGCGACAGCGAAUAUGAUAGUGCCAUCGAUGAACUUGAUUUUGAGGUCGACGGGGAGGAUAAUGAGGACUGUAGAACACAUGGUGAUGAAAGAAGUGUUCAUAGCGUCGACGUUGGCGUCGGUACUGGUGAUCAUCUUUAA
Messenger RNA from Acaulospora morrowiae, 1887 nucleotides. NCBI's taxonomy places the organism in Eukaryota, Fungi, Glomeromycota, Glomeromycetes, Diversisporales, Acaulosporaceae. The record is from the annotation of a GenBank genome assembly.